Molecule: messenger RNA, 910 nt
Organism: Aegilops tauschii subsp. strangulata
Lineage: Eukaryota; Viridiplantae; Streptophyta; Magnoliopsida; Poales; Poaceae
Source: RefSeq, a predicted model, not a curated record
AGCCAAUACAAGCUAGCAGUUACCAAUAGAAGCUCGGGUAUCAAGGAUAUAUGUAUCUUUUCUGCAUCCCUGGGCAGAAGGCUAUCACCUUGCAGAGAGGCAGUGGAGGAUGCAUUAUCUCAUCUUCUGAAGCUGAUCAUCCAUUACAGUGCAGGCAACCUCAGGUUGUUGCCAGGAUCAUAUGGACAAUCUGUACAGUCACGCUGCCGUUACCCGUUUUCCUUCCAUUGACGACUUCAAAUUAUUCAAGGAGAGCAUGGCGUAAGAGGAUAUGUGGGCAUCCUAGUUUCAUCCGAUCGCGGAGAGAUGCCUCGAGCUGCAUUUGGUUCGUCGUCAACCCUGUCCUCGUGGGUGAGCCGUCGUGCUCUGAACCUGAACCUUAACCUGGACCUGGACUGGAUCCGGCUGUAUAUUUUCGAGUUGUCCAAAGCAAGAGAUGCUGAAACGGAACCAGCUGAUGUAGGCCUCUGAGCCGUCGUGCUCCGAAGCUGAACCUUAACCUGGACCUGGACUGGAUCGGCCUGUAUAUGUUUUAGUAGUUCAUUCAAAGUAAGAGAUGCUGAAACGGAACCUCCGUCAGUCAGUGUGCUUACAGGGCUUGGUUUCUGUAGAUUAUGAAUCGGAGGUGGAAGAUGACAUUAUCUCCCUCUCUUUCGGAGGGGCGAGGUGUGGGUGUCGAAGUUUCAUCCGGACGCGGAGAGAUGAUGUCUCGAGCUGCAUUUCGUCGUUGACCCCAAGGGCAACGAGCUGACGUCGUGCUCUGAAUCUGAACUGGGUGUGUGGGUGGGUCUCUGAGGAGGGGAUGCUGAACCUGAACCUUGGCCAGUGUGGGUGCGUGUAUAUUCAGUGUUCUUUGCCUGCCUACUACAGUACAAAUUCCUUUUAUCUAAUAAACAUGUGCCGAGGCUUU